Messenger RNA from Sabethes cyaneus, 6224 nucleotides. RefSeq lists its product as uncharacterized. The transcript has 13 exons. The record is from RefSeq and is a predicted model, not a curated record. The coding region runs from base 39 to 6224 and encodes 2061 amino acids. NCBI's taxonomy places the organism in Eukaryota, Metazoa, Arthropoda, Insecta, Diptera, Culicidae.
GCAAAGCAAAUGAAAUAUUGCAAUCGUAUCCAGCGUACAUGGUGAAGGAAGACAAAGGAUUCGACUUCGUAGACAACUACGGAGGCCCACCGCAGUCCACAAUCGGCAGUUCAGCACGACGAAUACAGGCACAACUGCCAGCAGAACCUCCGGCAUGCGUUCAGAAUGCCAUGAUGCGUCGGGACAAACAACCCUUCACCUACACACCAGGUGGAAUCGACCUGUCACAAAUUAAGUCACCGCGCAUGGCUAAGCGAAUAUCGCGCAACGCACAGUCGGAGGGAGUAGCAGGACAACCGAAAGUUUCGCCAUUAGCACAGAAUAAUGGUAGUAGUAGUAAUAACAGUAACGGUAAUGGUCAGAUAGCAGUAUCACCUGCGGCAACAUUAGGAGCCGCCGCCAUGGGUAUGCCUUUCCAGGUAUUUCCUAAUGAACCACCUGCACCUCCACCACCACCUCCACCCAGUAUGGCUAAGUUGUCGCCACCGGGCCAGACAAAUGGUAAUGGUGCCCCAGCACCGCCACCUCCACCGCCCCCGUCAGCAUCGUCUUCAGAGAAAAAGACUGCAAGGCCAAAGGUUUUUGAGCCUCCUCCAAUGGGUUGUAGACCAGAAAUCAAAAUUCCACCUAAUCCAAUGGCGAGUCUUCGGAAGGCACCAAGACCUCAGCCAAAGAACGACUUCUGGAUCGAAGAGUAUCGCAAUGAGAAACUCAAUGAAAUGCCUAAUCGACCACCCCAAACAUUGUUUCACAGCAAUAGAGAAACAGACGAUGAAGUCGCCAAAAACACACAGAACCGUACAGAAGAACUCACAGCUCCGAUUGAAUCACCAAAGAAACGAUCACCAAGCCCAUCCAAUUUAACUAAAUUGCUCGAAAACGGUUCACGGGUGUCGUCUAUCAAGACACCCCCUGUCUAUAGUCAGAGUCCAAUUCCAGCCAGUCUUCCACCCCCAAUAACACCCAUAAAAGUGUCACACCCACUAUCCGAUCCAUCUAUCAGCUCCUCUGAAACACCACAACAGGACAAAGAACAUUCUUCUAAACAGCAGGUUUCACCAUCAUCAACACCUUCACCAACAAUCAAUGGCACUAACACCAGAUAUAACAACAGCACAAGCAAUUCUGGGGCUACCGGUGUAAAACCGCCUACAGCACAGAAACCGGCCCCUCAAGCCUUAGGUUCACUCUAUAUUCCACCAGCUCAUGAAGUAUUUGCUAACAGCAAGCAAACUCUCCUCAAUCAAACAAGUCCACCAUGGAUGUCAUCUCGCCAGAAUAGUGUAAAAGAACAACCCGAAUGGGUUCAUAAAGAAGACCCUGAUUUUCCUGACUCAAAAUCACGGGUGUCUACUUCUAACCUUAAAGAAUCAUCUUCCAAAACAUCGGAAACGGUUGCUGCAGCCACUCCCAGCACAGUCAAAUCCGCUCCAUUGACCACACCAGAGAUAUCGCCACAAGCUAGCGAAUCCCAAGCAGUACCACAAACACACUAUAUACAGCUGCAAUCUCCAGCAUCCAAAUCAGCCCCCGUUACGCAACAGUCCGCAGCCACAAUGCCGAUUAACCGGAGCUAUCCACAAACUCCAGUGUAUGUGCAAAAUCAAAUGUAUUCACCCCAACCGAUUGCGUCACAAAAGGAACGCAUCAUACCGAUACAAAUUGAGCAAUCGCCUGUCAAAGCACCGGCUUCCGCACCAAGUUACGCACCGCCACCAUAUUACAGUCCGGGACCACAAUACAGCAACGUUCAGUCUCCAAUCACAGUCGGUUACCCGGUACCACAUAGCGGAUAUACAACACCCACUGCAAUGUUUACCAAUCCAAAUCACUUUGUAAAUCAAGGCUACAACAACAUAACGUAUCCGCCACCAUCACCACAGCAUGUUAUUUACCAGCAGCAUCAUCAACACUACCAACCACCACCGUCUCAGCAGUAUCAGCAACAACAAUAUCAACAAAUGAUGCAACAACAACAACAACAACAACAACAGCAACAGCGAAUGCAGCAACAAACGCCUACUCAACAACAACAACAACAGCCAGCAAGCGUACGCAUUGUACCGAUCAAGGUUGAAGAUUCGGAGAAUGAAGCUAGUGCGACGAACCUCCGCGGACCUCUAUCGCAAACGCCUGCGAUCAUUCAAAGUGGUGAUCAUAGAUAUAUCAUUCACGACAUCCCGCUAGAAGCAAAGCUUCGUUUCCUUAAAAAUAGACUCAGUGAUCCACGAAGCAGUAACAAUCCACAGUCGUGGAAUGGUGCGACUACACCAAAUCAGUCUCGGUCGUUUAGAGUGCUUCAACAGAUAACAGACACGAUGGAAGAAGGUGAGGCUAAAUCGAAACCUUCGACGCCCGGUAACGAACAACAGCGCAAUUCAGCGGAUAAUCAACUCAAGCGGAUGCAGCUAAACGACGAAGAUAAAGCCAUGCUUAAUCGAGUCAAAACCCAAGUCGAUGGAGAAGUAUAUCUCCAUAACGAGGAAGACCCUCGAUAUCGAGGAGCCGCGAUACCUUCGAAGGCGUUCCGGUAUCUGCAAAACAUGACCGAUGGCGGGCAGCCUUCAUGUCCGAGCAAUGCUGGCUCAGUGAAUCGUCCCAAACAAAUGUUUGUGCAAAAUCGUGGCAAUUUUAGUGAAUCAGAAGAUGAUCAACCGCAACAAUAUGUGCCCCCCAGUGAACAAAAAGUGGAAGAACCUAAAAAAUAUACUGGAAGUGCUAUCCCUAGCCGAUCGUUCAAAAUACUACAAGCAAUGACACAAUCAGACGCUCCCGCCGAUACAAAUUCCUCUGACACUGAAGGUAAUCAAAAUUUACCGUGCAGCGGCGAAGUCCGAUACUCACCAUAUCCAUAUCCACCUCAACCUCACUAUUGUUGUAAUCCAAAUUGGCAUUAUUAUGAUCCUGGUAAUCCGCAAUACUAUCCCCAUCCUCCAUUGCAACCAGCACCUCAUCAUGCACCCGGUUACUACUAUCCUCCUCUUCCACCCCCUCCAUUACCACCACAUGGUCACUACGAGCGCGGUGCCUACUACGCGGGUUACAUGUCACCACAUCACUUUUACUACCCUCAAGAACCAUGCUCACCCUGUACGCCUCCACCAUAUUAUCAGAUAGGGCACCCACAAUUCGCCUACUGUGAAAACAUCGCUUCGGAUUCACCGACUCAUACUUACAUCAUCACGACACCACCGCCGCGAAUCGUAGUCACACCAACUCCCGAGGACACCUCCGACGUUGAGUCCAUUCUGAGCGAACUUAACAACCGACCACAUCCACUAACUCGAUCCCAGAGCAGCUUGCAGCGUCUGUCGGAACGAUUGGCCAACUUUAGUUCCUCGCCGGAAGCUUUCUUUCCACCGGACGAAGGCUCAAUAGUCCGAUGUUCGCCCAGCAGCCCACUGAAUGAAAGGUAUCGUACUUUUGAAGAGAGUACUCUGGCGACACCUCCCCCCAAGUCCGUCUGUUCGGAUUCGGAUGGGGAAGGUGCAAUGAGAAAAAUCGAUACUCCAGAAGAAAAACAGCUAGAAAAUGAACCAAGUAAUUCUAAUGAACUGGCUGACAGUGAGGAAGAAGACUCCAAUGAGGAAAGCGAAGACGAGGAAACAGUAGGAUGUGACAAUAAUCCACCGGAGCAUUUGCCCCACCAGCUGAGCGUAAUAUUCGAAGAGGAAAGCAACUAUACGUGUUCAGUUAACCCUAGCCGAAGGGAAAGUAUUUGCAGCAAUAGUUCCACGUUAAGCGAUUGCUCAUCUACACUGGCAAAUGAUCUCGAUAUGGACAACCACGAACCACUAGCAAAUACCAGCAAUGGGAAUCAAACGGAUGACGACAUAGAUCAUCUUGAGGAUGAAUACGAUACGCUAAAGAAAAAUGACAUUGAAGAAAUAAAUCUUGAUAAUGGUUCUAAUGAGUCAGAGGAAAGUUAUGAGUCAGAGUCAGAGGAUGAAAGCAAUGCAGAGGAGGAGGAGGAUGAUACGGAUAUUAAAGGAGUGAAUAUCGAAAAGAAGGCUGCGAAUGAACUAUUUGACACGAAGGAGAAGGAAGAAGAGGAGGAAGAGGAAGAAGAAGAGGAAGUAAGUAGUGAAAGUGAAGAAGAUACAGAUGGCGAUGAAGAUAAUCGUCAAAACGUGAAAGGCUCCACGGUCGAGACGGUUAACAAUAAUACUCAUGCAGAUGUAACAGUCACUAUCACUAUUCCCUCGUCAAGUAGUAAAUCGAUGGAUGAAGUUGACAAUACAGCAGGGAAGAAACACGCUCAAAAAUUCUCACUAGACUAUGAGGAAGAUACGCAAGUGUCAGUAUCCGUUUCUUUACCGCUGAAAACAAAAGCAACGACAAGUAGCGAAACUUUUUGUUCGGCAGAACAAUCUGAAGAUGAUAAGGAACAGAAAGAUGCAACCGAAGACGUCACUCAAAAUGACGAAGAAGAAAUAGACUUUUGGAGUCAAAUAGGAGAAGAGGACGAAUUUAGCCGACAGAGCAGACCAUACUCGAGAGAAUUUUGGAGUAGCCGUGAGGUUAGCAUUGAUCGUGAUGGUGGGUGUAAUGGGGAGAAUAAUGAUGAUGGCGAGACUGAUUUCUGGAAUAACGAAAACGGGCCAACGGAGGCAAUCGAUCUAUGGAAGGCUGACGAAAACGUAGAGACUUUCUUAAAACAAUGCACCAAUGAACACAAAAAGGAUUCAAUACAAUUUUGGCAAUGCGAAAACGAAAGAGUAGUUCACGACUUGUUUAACAAGCGAAAACAUAGCAUCGACACUGAUAGGGAGGAUAUAAAUUUGGAUGAAAAUAAUAACGCUAGUACCUGGAGCAAAAUGCGAACAAUAGGUCAGGAAGAACAUAGCGGUAAUUCUCCAAGCGGUAGUAAACUUAAGGAAGACACAAUCGAUAAUAUGGAAGAGGAAAGUUCUGAAGAUGAAAGCGAAGACGACAGUGAAGAAUAUGAGACAACUAAUACUUCGAAAGAGGAAUCCGAUUUAGAGGCUAGUGAGACGCAACAAGAUCAGAGUAUGUCGCAGGCAGCAGUUAAAGAGAAUGCACUUAAUGUUGUUUUGAAAACUGUACCGACUUUAGAAAAGGUAGAUCACAAGUGUAACAGCAUUUUAAACAAACUUACUGAUAUUGCUAAAACGGAUGAUAAAAAGCUCUCAGUGCGAGAUCGAAUAUCGAUUUUCGAAAUUCAGUCCUCAAAUACACAGCCUGAAACCUCUAAACGACAAAAACUUGGCGAUUCCACAAACCAUUCGAUACCUACACUAGUACAGAAACAGGUUUGUGACGAAUCCGAAGCGGAAGAUGAUUCUGGCGUUACGUCGGAUAUAAGCAAACAUAUAUCAGAAGUGGAAACGGAUUCGGAAUGUUUCCCCGAAAUGCGAAAAAUGACACGUUACCAGCGAGCGGCGACACAUUCCAGAUUAUUCAAACUUUUGCAGGACGAAAGUAAUAAUGGUGAUAGCGAAGACGAUGAAGUCCAACAAACGCAAUCAGUAGAAUGUAGCAAGCAGAAUUAUGGACAUACUAAAAGCUCAUGUCAUCCGACUUUGAUUAAUUGCAAAGAAUCAUCUUUCGAGGAUAAUUCCAGUAUAUCGAACACUGCCACCGAUCGAAGAGAUCGCUUAUCACUGCCAAUCAGACAUCAGUCUUCAUCUGGUAUCGAAAGUUUAUCGUCUUCCGCAUCCUCCGCAUCUCCUGUAUCAGGAGUUGGCAAUGAAAAACUUGCCGAAGAGUUAGUACUUAGUUUAUUAAUGAAAAAGAAGGGUAGAUUGUUCCGCAAUUUGCCCUUGGAGAAGCUUCAUGCAGCUGCCUUAAAGAUUCUCCAGGAAGAUUUAGAGUCGAAUGUUACUAUCAGUUCUAAUGAAGAUAACAUAAUAACUGUCGAUUCAACACCUGCCAUAACUCCACAGGAGUUUAAAUCUGAUUAUCGGAACUCGUACUCCGAGUACUACGAAACCUGGAACGAAGCAAAUAGACCCACGUCCCCUCAAGAUACAAGCAACCAUCUGGAGACGUUACCUUCAAAGGCGUUUCGAAACUUACAGGAGCAUACAGCGAACCGAAAAUCAACUAACUGGUCCGCUAAAUGUCCGCGCGUUCUUAGUAACAAGAGCAUAUCACGCCUAGCGGAAGUUCGAGAAUCCGAUUCCCCUGAACCGGGUUCGAUUUCUCGCUCACGUCCUGCGUCACGUGCAUCCAGUCACUCUGUGCCACCGUGUCUGGACUGA